Molecule: messenger RNA, 533 nt
Organism: Aedes albopictus (Asian tiger mosquito)
Lineage: Eukaryota; Metazoa; Arthropoda; Insecta; Diptera; Culicidae
Product: perlucin
Exons: 2
Coding region: 105-476 (123 amino acids)
Molecular function (GO): signaling receptor activity
Source: RefSeq, a predicted model, not a curated record
GCUAAAACGUGGUUUUGUAAACGAAAAGCUAGCUAUGACAUUCUAUAUAGCAACAAGCUUAGUCACCCUUACAGUUUUUACUACAGUAAUGGGUAUCAAUUAUUAUGUGCCCCGAACAAAGAAAUUGGACCGAAGCGGUGGAAAGAUGCGACUGUUACGCAAUGCAACUGGCGAUAGUGGACACGGCGGAAAAACACGACGCUGUUGCUCAAGCCAUAUACUCUUCCGCUGUGUUCAGCCAGUGGUGGACCGACGUGUGGAUUGGAGCCAGCGAUAUUAGUGACGAGGGAUUGUUUCGGUGGCAAGCUACUGGUGAAACUCUAAACUACACGAACUGGAAGGCCGGACAGCCGAACAACUACGACGGGGAGGAACACUGUGUGCAUCUGCAGUACAUAUCCAAGGUGGGUUUUAAGUGGAAUGAUGACCAGUGUUCUAAGAAGAAGUAUUUUAUUUGUGAGAAGGUUUGUGACUAAAUUGGGAUACUAAAAGUGUGUUUAAAUUAAAAUGAGAGGAUAAUACGAGUAAAUACG